AUGCCUAGAGUCAAACGUCAGCAUAGCCAGAGCGUUGCCGACGAAACGCCUGCGAAAAAGUCCCGGACCCAGCUUCAUCCAGCUAGCUGUACCCCCCCGAAAGCCUUCAAGCCCGCCGAUCCUCCAGACACCAAAAUCGACUACUCAAAGGCGCCUAAGGGCCUGCCAGUCGCUUCGUUCAGCUAUCCAAUCUACAAGGGGGUGACUUACAACCCCGUAAUUCCGCUCGCGAUCAUCCGCGUCGCAGAGAAGAACCUACCCUCCAUCAACUUCAUCUCAGCACUCAAUCACCUCCCGAACCUGGCACCUACAGACCCCUAUCCCGAACUUCCCACCGACGACGUCGACUUUCUUGAGGAUGACACUCACCACACCCGCCAGCUGAUGGAUCAGCCGAUCCGCAUCCUCUUCCUACCUCACUACUACAACGACGGCCGUCACGCGAUUGGCUUCUACACCCGCAAGGUUCCCAGUCGGCGCCUAGGAUCAGUGCUCUUCACGCCUUGCACCGAUGAGUGUCUGCUCGAGUACCGGCUGUUGCAGCGAGUCAGUGAGGGAGAAGAGUGGGAGGACUGCGACUUCUGUGUGAGUGGCGGCAGCUGGGUGCAUAACGACGUAGUUGAGGAGUACGCUGAGUGGAAGAAGCUCUUUAUGGUGGUCGCUAAGGAGUGGGAUAUCGUAUUCAGGCUGACGACCAGAGAGAUUGACGAGGACCACCCAAAGGCCAUUUGGAGGGCUGCGGUGAGGAACACCGACUAAGAACGGGUAAGAGUCUUGAUUUCGGCGAUGAAUAGUGGAGACUCUUGUGAUUGCCAUCAGCGUCUGAAAGUCGUCAGGAGGGGCAAUACACAGGUGCUUGCGCUGGGAAAAUUUGGUCUCAAUUCGUUGCUUUCGUAGUCUCCCGAUCCUCGCGAGAACACUGCCAGAGACCCCACCGACGUAACGCCCCAAAACACCGCGUCUAUCCCACCCCCAGCGAACUUCCCCUUCAAUCGACCUUCGAAUAUCCUUUCACGACCCCGCCGAGAAUUUGAAAGUGCCGACUCCGAUUAGCGUCCGUAAGAUCGUGAGUGUCCAGGAAGGCCUAAGACACCGAGAGCAUGACUGCCUCUGCGCCGGUAUUUAGGAUACCUCCGACCGUGAAAUCGACUUGAAUGA
Messenger RNA from Trematosphaeria pertusa, 1158 nucleotides. RefSeq lists its product as uncharacterized. NCBI's taxonomy places the organism in Eukaryota, Fungi, Ascomycota, Dothideomycetes, Pleosporales, Trematosphaeriaceae. Bases 1 to 759 code for a protein of 252 amino acids. The transcript has a single exon. The record is from RefSeq and is a predicted model, not a curated record.